Molecule: messenger RNA, 5052 nt
Organism: Cottoperca gobio
Lineage: Eukaryota; Metazoa; Chordata; Actinopteri; Perciformes; Bovichtidae
Gene: cgnb
Product: cingulin b
Exons: 21
Coding region: 275-3880 (1201 amino acids)
Biological process (GO): microtubule cytoskeleton organization
Cellular component (GO): myosin complex; bicellular tight junction
Molecular function (GO): microtubule binding
Source: RefSeq, a predicted model, not a curated record
CCCGCAGCAGGCCCCGCCUCUUCAGGGAGCCGCCCACCAAUGAAGUCGGUCCUGAGGCGGGACGAUGACUAUCCGAUGUGCUGGCAACAGGUUGCACUGGUAGCUGGGGUGGGGGGGAGAUACAUUUCCCGAUGUCCUCAGUUCAUUGAGUAACAUAUUCUCAUCCCACCAAACACUACUGAGCUGCUGCUGAGAAGACUGAUACAGGAGGGAGGAACAUUUCGCAAUUUGGUUCAUCUUUACAGGCUGCUUACACAGAAACCAGGAAGUCAGCAUGAGCACUCUGUCCACUGACCGGAAGCCUCUUGUGGAUUACGGCGUUCAGAUCCGCUUCAUCAAGGACCUCGAUGACACAGGUGGAGGUUAUUCUGAUAAAUCCAGAGGAAACAGCAGUGCAACCCCUCCUUCCAGUAAGUACGGGGUGGCAGUGCACGUUCAGGGAAUCUCCGGACAGCCUUACGUGGUCCUGAAAGAUGGCGAGAAAGGUGAUUCUUACGGAGUUCAGCUGAACACGCCCACCACCAGCUCAGGGCCGCCUUCACCGUGCAACAGCCUCCAUAAAACGAAUAAAGAACCAGCAGAAUUAACAAACCCCUAUAGUCCUGCUGUAAAUACAGCACGCUCCCCUGUUGUUUCUCCAGCAGGGGAUGAGGUUGGGGAGAUUUUUGGGAGCCCUCAUAAAAGACCUCCAGGAGAUGGUCAAGCAGGGACACAAGGGGAGGAGGAGGGUGGAGCCAGCAGACAGGGAGAGAGGCCAAAAGUAGAACCCCGACUCAAAGCAACAGCCAGUGAAGCAAAAGAGAAAAACAGAGAUAUGACGGGUAAUGAGGAGUAUAACGAAGCAGGGCUAAAACCUGUCAAAUCAAUCGGCGUGGGACCCAGAAGGGUCAAGCAAGCUGGCUCUGGUUACACUGGGUCUUUGGGGAGAUACAGUGGGAAAAAAUUGAGCAAAGAGACAUUCCCUGAACCUCCAGCAUCAACUAAUGAGGAGCCCAUCCCAGCGAUCGACACCAACUCCCUUGCUCCCAUCAACAAGCUCAUCAAUAAGUUCAACAGUGGGACGCCGGGCAGCGCCCCACAGACGAGAGGGCGCUCUGGAGGAAGGCAGCGGCUCAGGUUUGAUGAGCGCAGGCGGUCAAGAAGUCUUGAUGCUAGAAAAGAUGUCCAGUCUGAGGUUCCUUCUUCUAGCUCCCCGACUCUGAAUCCCUACGCUAUUCCAUUGUCUACCUCCUCCAAUUUCUUGGCGUCAUCUGCCCCAGCGAGGAGUAGCCUGAGAAACAGCCCUGCACCUGUUUCCAAAGUGACUGCGCUCGAGUCCCCCAAGCCGAGCUUUAAGUCACCAGGGAAGUUUGUUGCCAAGAGCCCCCAUCCAGCUCUAGCUAAAAAGCCUGAGAUAACUCCGAGGAGUCAUAUCAAAGAGGUCAUCAAUGGGGAGGAAGCUCAAGUGAAGCAAGCUAUUAACAACAUCCGUAAAGAUGGCACCAGUGAGAGUGAGGGAUCCCUGAAAAGAAAAGUCAACCUCGUCUAUGACACAACUGGCCGUUUUAAGAAGGAUGGAUAUGACGGGGGCUUCAAAGUGGGGAGCCUUGAGGAGCUUCAGGAGCAACUCAUUCGCUGCAAGACAGAACUCCAGCAAGUCCAUGAUGAACUGGCCGAGGAGCGUAUGGCCAGAGAGAAGGCGGAGUCUCGUCUACGUCUACAGGAAGAUCAGCUGGCUGAGCUUCAGGAGGAGCUGAGGAGGGUUUCAGAAAACUCCCCUCACUCAGACUCACUGCAGAUGGAUGUGAUGACUCUGCAGGCCGACCUGGCUGAGGCUGCCAUGUUACGUCGGCGUCACGAGGAGAUUCUACACCAGCGGGAGCGGGAGCUGACGGCCCUGAAAGGAGCGCUAAAGGAGGAGGUGGAGUGCCAUGAUAGAGAGAUGGAGGCUCUGAGGGAGCAGUACAGCCAGGACAUGGAUAACCUGAGGACAACAAUGGAGCAGGUCACACAGACCCAGGAGCAGAUAGAAGAGGAGAGGAAGAGGGUGAACGCAUCUAUGUUGACGCUGGAGGAAGAACUGGAGAGCUGCAGAGAUCAAGAAGAGCAGUGGAAGACACAGCUGGAUGCCAGCGUGCAGGAGCUGCACAACACCAGAGAGGAGAGCGGGACGCACGUCAGCAGUCGAAUGCUGCUGAAAUCCCGUUUGGAGAAGGAUGAAUUUGAGGGCGAGCUGAAAGGUCUUCAGGACUCAUUGCACGCCGCAAAGAAACAAAUGCCUGCAUCUGACGAUACCCAUUCUUUAGCAGAGGAGCUUCGGCGUUGCCAUGAUGAUCUGAAGCGGGCUCGCACCGAUCUGGACAAGCAAAAGGGCAAGUCAGACGAGAAUAGAGAGGCACUUCAAGCCCUGAAGAAAGCGAGUCGAGAGAAAGAGGCUGAGCUUCUGUCUGAGCUCAGCCGGUUGAAGGAGCAGUCGCAGAAAGACAAGGCCGAGCUGGAGAAAGCAAAGGAGUCGUCUGUUGGGUCUUCAGGAAAGACUGUAGUGGACCACAGCACCAACCUGGAGCUCCAGGAAACAAACACUCGCCUCAGAGAGAGGCUGGCCCGAAUGACGAGGCUUCACUCCAGCACGACCCGUAGCCCAGAGACGGAGGAGGCGGUGGAAGAUCUGGAGGAUGAGAACCGCUCCCUGAAGACUCAGCUGGAUGAGGCCAAGAGAGGAGUCACUCGCCUGAACAAGGAGAGGGACGAGAUGACCCGGCGGCUGGAGGAGAGAGACCUGGAGAGGGAGGCGCUGAGAAGGGGCAAGAGUGACCUGGAGGAGCAGAAGAGGCUGCUGGACCGCGCCCUGGAGAAAAUUAGCAAAGAGAUGGAGAUGAUGAUGGGAGAUUCCCGUCAGUCGGUGGCAGCCCUGCAAACACAACUUGAAGACUACAGGGAGCGCUCGAGGAAGGAUCUGCUGGAAGCCCAGCGCAACAGCAAGGAGAGGCUGGCUGAGCUGCAGAGGGCUCAGAGCAACCUCAAGGCCCAGCAGGAAGAGGUUUCACGUCUGAAGAAGGAUCUGCUGGUGUGCAGCGAGGAGAGAGACAGCGCCCAGUUAGAGAGAGACCUGCUCAACAACCGUCUCAAACACUUGGACAGUGAAAGAGAAUCAGAGAAGAGCAGCCACACUGACCGCACCAGGGAGAUCAGGGGCCUGGAGGAUAAAAUCAGGACAAUGGAGAUCGAGCUGGAUGAGGAGAAGACUAGCGCGGAGCUUCUGAACGACCGCAUCACACGCAGCAGAGAUCAGGUGGACCAGCUCCGCUCAGAGCUGAUGCAGGAGCGUUCGGCGAGACACGACCUGGAAAUGGACAAGAGCGCACUUGACAGACAGAUGAAGGAGUUGAAGUCCCGCAUUGCGGACAUGGAGGGACAGACUCGGCCCUCACCUGGACUCAGCCUGCUGGAAAACAAAAUUCAAGAGUUGGAGGAGAGACUACACAGUGAAGAAAGAGAGAAGGCCAGCAUCCAGGCCGCUCAGAGACGAAUGGAGAGGAAACUGAAAGAGCUAAACGCCACGUUAGACCAGGAGAGAAUCCAGCAUGUUGAGCAGAGAGAUCAGCUGACUCUGCGUGUGAAGGCCUUGAAGCGACAGGUGGACGAGAGCGAGGGAGAGGUGGAGCGCUUGGAGGGAGUUCGCCGGAAGGUUCUCCGGGACUUGGAGGAGCAACAGGAGCUCCAGGAAGCACUGCAUGCCAAAGUCACAGCCUUGGAGACUGAACUAAAGCGGAAGUCACAGCACACGCAUCGCGCAGCUCUGGGCUCCUCCACUUUAAGCUCCGAGGAUGAGGACGGUUUCUAUGACACCAACAUCACCUCCAUUCUGAACGAGCGCCACCUACAGACCAGCAACUGCUAGAAGAAGAUGAAUAAAUAGACCUAUAAAAAAAAAAGUGCAAACACUUUCAUCAGAGAGAGGAACUCAGGGCAUCACGGAAUGUGAAGAACUCGGUUGCCUUGCACUUCAAACUUGCAGUUGUUCUUCGGCUGUCGGGAUAAUUAGAUUGCAUUUUUAGAGCCUUCAGCUGUGAUUGCUUCACUGCUGUCAUGUUUUAUCUGUCUUGCAAUCUUCUGUUUCUCUGUUUUGUUGAGAAGGAGGAGUACAGUUACACUUAGAAAGACAAGGUUUUAUUUCGUGUACUUCAACUUGAAUCUUUUCAAAAAGGCUCUUUGCUGUGUGUUCUUUGUAUUUACUGUACACUACUGUGGUAGCGCAUUACUGUGGCAUGGGUUAUGUUCAGGAGUCUUACAGUAGACUUGCAAAUUCAAACUACUUUUAAACCAAAAAAAACUUUAUAAGACUAAUUAUUAUUGUUCCAGUCUUAUAUCUGUGUUUGCUUGCGCAUGAUAAGUUACAUCUGUCAGUGUUUCUUUGCGUAUUGAAAGUGAUAUUAAGUGUAGUUUUUUUUACCUUUGAAUGUGACAAUGACGGGCCACUUAAACUGAGCCAAAACAUUUUUACACUGUAUUAGCUGUGCAUACUCAAGACAAUCAAAUAUACGUACAGUAGCACUAUGUAUCCUCAGAGAUGAAUCCUCUCUCUUUUUCUACUUUAACAAUCAUAUUUCUGAUGUGGUUUAAUAUAUUGUUAAGCUUGAUUCACAUGCAUGUUUUCACUCGAAUGCCUUAAAAAAAAGUAGCUUAAUAUCUUUAUUUUCUUCACGUUGUCGCCGCAUGUGUUCUGUUUAUAUGCUGCUGCUGUAAUGGUUUAAAUAGUAUUUCAUAUACUUGCCUCUGCUUGCGUCUCCUGUACAUUCCUGUUGAAAGAAUCAUGAACUUACAUUUGGAAGUGUUUCACGUUUCUCUUUGUGGCACCUGGCUGUUAUGAAUGUUGAUUGUAAUCUCCAAAUUCCAAAUUACAUGUCACUUUUAAAAUUUGUAUUGGGACAAUUACAGGCAAGGAUGAUAUUAAAUGUAGAAUAUGUUUAUUAAGCUGCUGGUAACAUUUUUGACAGAUAUUUUAAGUAAAUUUUCGAUCGUGUACAUUAAAAAAGAGGUAUAUUGUAUUUGUUCCUCUUUCUUGAUCUCUGA